AUGAAAAAUGCAAAAAAUAAAUAUAUUAUGAGACAAAAUAGUUUAACUCGAGAGCAAGAAGAAGCUUUAAUGAACUUCUCAGCAAUUACUGAAUGUUGGGAUUCUACCAUUGCUAUGAACUUUUUGUUGAAGAACAAUUGAGACUUGAUGGCAGCUUCAAACGAUUUUAUUUCUCUUUCUACAGUUCCUCAGCCUAUUCCAGCGAAACCUCAUAUUGCAAGUCCUCAGCCAAAACAAAGCCCAGUUCCUCGAGAAAUACCAGAAAGCUCUCCUUCUCCUAAUAAAUCCUGAAGAUCAGCGAUUAAAGAAAAGGCCAAAUAUCUGUCAUCAAGCAUUAAAUCAUAUGUCUGAAAUGUAUGAAACCAAGGUAUGCCUGUGGGCAUUCGUGGAGAAGAAUCAUCAAGUGCACGAGCAUUUGUUUCUAUAAUCAAAUCCUUUAACACGACUCAUCCUCCACCUUUCAGUCUUAAACACUUGCCUGAUAUAUUAACUGAAGCAAUGGUGACUUCUAAGCCUUUAUUUCUAUUUAUCAACUCUUCUAAUAUUGAAAAGAAAUAUUUAUCCGAUAUCAUUUGUCACGAAAUCGCUACUGCUUAUAUAUCAGAAAGCUAUUUAGCUUGGGGAGUCAAUCAGAAUUCAGCUGAUGGCGAGAUGGUUACACAGAUGCUAAAUUUAACAAAUUUUCCGUGCUGUAUUAUUGUACGGGUUUAUGAUGUAGCGAUGCCAAUUGUAAUUGAGAGAUUGGAAGGGAUUGUAACGCUUCAGCAGUACCUAGACUUUUUGGACAGAAAUAUGAGUCCAAUUGCAGCGGAUGUUGAAAUCCCAUCUAUUGAUCCAGUUUUAUACCAAGAAAGAAUUAUUAGGGAGCAGCAAGACCAAGAGCUACGAGAAGCUGAAGCAUUGGUCAGAGAAAGGUAUAAAUCUGAAGAAAUUAAAAGAAAUCUGCAAAAAAAGAAAGAAGAAGAAGAGAGGCAAAAGAAGGUUGAAGAGGAAGAAGAAAGGUCAAGAAAGUUAGAUCGAAUAGGAGAAGAGCCAGAGCUAGGGCCUGAUAUUUCUCAGAUCUCAAUUCGACUGCCUGAUGGAAAAAAGGCUGAGAGAAGAUUCCACAAAAGUACACAAGUCGGGGUUUUAUAUGAGUACAUUGAAACUCUUGGAGUAAAGGAUUUUGAAAUAGUUGCAGGGUUCCCAUCAAAGAUAUUAGAUGAUAAAUCAGCUUCUUUAGAAACUUCAGGCUUGUUUCCAAAAGCCCUUGUGCACAUACGAGAAACUUCGCUAUUGUAG
Messenger RNA from Blepharisma stoltei, 1281 nucleotides. The record is from the annotation of a GenBank genome assembly. Lineage: Eukaryota; Ciliophora; Heterotrichea; Heterotrichida; Blepharismidae.